AUGGCACGUCUAGUUCAAGAUAACGCUCUUUUCUUGGGCCUUGACUGCUUCACGCAGAGCAUGUCAGCUCUCGUUGUGGAUACUUGCGGUCAGGUUGUGUAUGAAAGCUCUUUUCGCUUUGAUGAGCGCUUUCCUCAUUAUAAUACAAAGAAUGGCGCGUUGCGUUCAGCUGAGAAUGAAGUGGCUAUCCCGUCGUUCAUGUUUGUUGAGUCUCUGGACGCCAUCAUGGGCGUCCUGGCCAAGAGCUCCGUUGAUUUGACCAAGAUCAAGAGCAUUAGUGGCAGUGCGCAGCAGCACUCGUCUGUGUAUUGGAGCAAAGACUUUUCACUGCGUAGGUGUUUUGAUGCAGUUAUAGAUUCGGAUGUCACGACGAUGAUAGAAGCCAUGAAGAAGCAGCAAGAACCCGUUUUCUGCCUACCCAAUGGCCCCAGCUGGAUGGACAGCUCUACAACGCAUUACUGCAAGGAGUUGGAGGCUGCUGUUGGUGGAUCUGAUCGCGUUGCUGAGAUCAGUGGAUCCAGGCCUACGAGCGCUUUACAGGCAACCGAAAUUGCUAAGAGAAUUCACGAGGACCCGGCGUCCUAG
Molecule: messenger RNA, 585 nt
Organism: Peronospora belbahrii
Lineage: Eukaryota; Oomycota; Peronosporomycetes; Peronosporales; Peronosporaceae
Source: the annotation of a GenBank genome assembly